AAGAAAUUAGACACGAACAUUCUAGCUUUCUGCAGAAAAUAAUCUGGGACACGUGUAACAUUCUUAGUGUAAGCUCACUGCCUAUUUAAAUCAAUUUCUUGAAACUCGGAAAAGCAAUUUCUGGUUCAUUCCCUCAAUCGCGAGACGUUUCGCCAGAGGAAGUGACGCAAAAACUAUGGAAAGAGAGAGAGAAGCCAGGAACAAUCUCUUUAAUAUGGGAGAGCCAUUUCCUAAGUUCCAGGGUUUUGGUGGCUUUGGGAGCCUAUUUGGAGGACGGGAUCCAUUCGAUGAUCCAUUCUUCACUUGCCCACAAAUGGAUCCAUUCUUCACUCACCCUUUGGGCAGCAUGUUUCAGUCUGGUGUUUUUGGCCCUAGAACUGCAUCUGGGGAUGUAGUGCAGACUGACGGAGGAAAGGGACUUGUAAUUGAAGAAUUAGACUCUGAUGAUGAGGGAGGAAUAGAUAAGGGUAUUGGUGCUCAGGCAGAGCAGUACAAUAAUCAAAAGCAAGCUGGGUCGAGCAAUGAACCUUCUGUCGAGCAUCCAGAUGAUGAUGCUGAUGCAACAGCCGUGUCAGAGAAUAGGAGCAAAAAUAUGAGUCACAGGAACUUCUAUAACAAGGUUGAAGGGACACAGCCACAGACACGCAGCUUCAGUGCGAGUAGUUCUAAAGUGACAUAUGGUGGUGUAGAUGGUGCAUAUUACACUUCGACAAGAACCCGACGGAUGGAUACCGAUGGAGCGGUGGUUGAAGAGUCAAAAGAAGCAGAUAGAACAACUGGUCAGGCAACGCAUAGGAUCUCCAGAGGAAUUGAUGACAAGGGACACUCGGUUACAAGAAAGCUUACCUCAGAUGGCAAUGUGGAUGUAAUGCAAACUUUACACAAUUUGAAUGAAGAUGAACUUGCUGGUUUUGAACAAGCAUGGAAAGGCAAGGGGCAAAUACAAAGCUGGAGUGAAGGAUUCGGCAAGAAUGGAGGGGCUGGUUCUGGAAGCAAACAGGAGGGGAAUCCAACAAAGGGAGGUUGGGCACUUCCAUCCAUAGGGCAUGCUGGAAACGCUGGAGGAAUCAGAUCAGCUAAUCCUUCUGCAGGAAGGACCAGAAAAGUUGUAAGGAUCAAUAUUGAAUAGAGAAGAAUAUAUGGUAACAAAUUUGCUUCUGCAUGUUGUGUAGAGUAGAGAUAAAGUAGAUCUUGGCAUUUAUGGACACAAGGGGUGGAAAUUCACUUGAGAUACAUUGUCUUGGCAUCUGAUUUACCCGAAUGGGAAGUUUUAUUUUAUAUAUGUUGGAAUGUAAGUCUCUAAAUGUCAUCGACUUGCCGAUGGACAUAUUGGACAGAGAAGGAACAUCUCCUAAAUGUUAUUCUCUUGUUUGCAUGCAGCAUGUUUGUUCUUUUACAGUGGUUUUUAACUGGCUUUUUAUUUUUUGAUUCGUUGAUAUAAACAGCUUUCAGUGUA
Messenger RNA from Tripterygium wilfordii, 1456 nucleotides. RefSeq lists its product as uncharacterized. NCBI's taxonomy places the organism in Eukaryota, Viridiplantae, Streptophyta, Magnoliopsida, Celastrales, Celastraceae. Bases 176 to 1129 code for a protein of 317 amino acids. The record is from RefSeq and is a predicted model, not a curated record. The transcript is spliced from 7 exons.